Messenger RNA from Solanum lycopersicum (tomato), 2392 nucleotides. RefSeq lists its product as uncharacterized. NCBI's taxonomy places the organism in Eukaryota, Viridiplantae, Streptophyta, Magnoliopsida, Solanales, Solanaceae. Gene Ontology annotation, molecular function: catalytic activity. The record is from RefSeq and is a predicted model, not a curated record.
AAAUAAAUAGUGUUUUAUUAGAAUAAUUAUCUGUAGCCCAUUUCUCAAGAAGCCAACAAUGGCUUCAACUUGUCUGGAUGUGAGCUUUCUUGGGAAUUUUUGCAACAACUGGAGUUUCAGACCUUGUACAAGACUAACACCUUGCAUUUCCCAAGUAAGGAAUAGUUUAUUGCUUGGGAAAAACAAGAACUAUACUAGCUCUGUAGGAUAUAAGGGAAUUCCGUUAACAGAAAUUUCUUGUGUUCCAAGUGCUGUUGCGAGUUCUAGUGAACUUCCUCCACUUGUUAGUGCUUUAAAAGCUUCAGCUGAAGAAAAUGCUGCAAGUUUUCAUUUUCCUGGCCAUAAUAGAGGACAAGCAGCGCCAUCAUCACUAACUCAGCUCAUUGGUGCAAAACCGUUUCUUCAUGAUAUGCCUGAGCUUCCGGAGCUUGACAAUCUGUUUUCACCAGAAGGUCCCAUUCUCGAAGCACAAAAAGAAGCAGCAAGACUUUUUGGAGCAUUGGAAACAUGGUUCCUUGUUGGCGGUAGUACAUGUGGAGUUCACGCGGCCAUUAUGGCGACUUGUUCACCUGGAGAUACUCUUAUUCUCCCACGGAAUUCUCAUAUCUCAGCCAUAUCUGCCAUGGUAUUGUCUGGUGCACUUCCUAAGUAUAUCGUCCCUGAAUAUGAUUUCAAAUGGGAUGUUGCUGGUGGCAUCACUCCAUCACAGGUGAAUGAUGCAAUCAAAGAGCUAGAAAUGGAAGGCCGAAAAGCAGCAGCCCUUUUGGUCGUCUCCCCUACCUAUCAUGGUAUAUGCAGCAACCUGGAUGAGAUUUGUCAUAUUUGUCAUUCGUAUAAUAUCCCCGUAAUUGUCGAUGAGGCUCAUGGGGCCCAUUUAGGAUUUCAUCCAGAGUUGCCUAGCUCAUCCCUCAGCCAGGGAGCUGAUCUUGCUGUACAGUCUACUCACAAAGUUUUGUGUUCGCUUACGCAGUCAUCUAUGUUGCACAUGCAAGGAAAUCUUGUUAAUAGAGAAAGAAUCAGCAAAAGCCUUCAAAUGCUUCAAAGUAGUAGCCCUAGUUAUCUGCUUUUAGCAUCUCUGGAUGCUGCCAGGGCCCAAUUAAGUGAAAAUAGAGAGGCUGUUUUUGACAAAGCAAUGGACUUGGCUCUGGAAGCAAGAAGCUUGAUUAGUAAAAUUCCUGGAAUCUCAAUCAUUGAGUUCCCAAGUUUCUCAAGUUUUUUCCAGAUCGACCCAUUGCGACUCACCAUUGGUGUAUGGCAGUUAGGUCUUUCAGGUUUUGAAGCAGACGAUAUCUUGUGCAAUGAUUUUGGUGUUGUUUGUGAACUUGUUGGGACCAAAUCUUUUACUUUGGCAUUUAACUUAGGGACUCAAAGAGAUCAUGUCCUUCGGCUUGUAGCUGGUCUAAACCAUCUAUCACAAACUUCUCACUUUCCUCAACCUGUGAAAGAAGAAGGCAAAAAUGUAAAUCAUUUUGUAUGCCUUGAUGAUAUUAGAAUAAGAAUGAGUCCUAGAGAGGCCUUCUUUGCUACAAAACGUAAAGUCAGCAUAAGAGAUAGCCUCGGUGAAAUAUGUGGAGAGCUUGUAUGUCCUUAUCCACCUGGUAUUCCAGUUCUAAUUCCUGGUGAGAUCAUCACAGCGGAAGCAUUGAAUUAUCUCCUGGAGAUCAGAAGCAAGGGUGCUGUUAUUACCGGAGCGGCUGAUUUCUCCCUAUCAUCUUUUGUUGUAUGUGUUACCUAAGCAUUCUUCCGUCACCUUAAGCAGCGGCAGUUUUGGGUAUAGUUCAAGUUCAAAAGCAAUAUCUUUCAGAGCUUUGAAUGGGAACUGUCAUGAGCCUAUUAAAGGAAACUGGUAACUCAAAGGCACAUUAAUGAAACUAUUAUGUGGACAUGGCUACUCUAGGUUUGUUUUUUGAUAAAAUCAAAGACAUUCAUGUUGUCUCUAUUAAUGCUCGUCACAACAUUGAUAUCUGAGGGUUCCACAUUCUUCUUUUCCUCAUUGUAUGUAUAAUUCUGGUCAAACGAAGGUGGACGUAUUCUCUAUCAGCAAAGCAAGAGGCAACAAGAUGAUCCUCAUCAAACUGGACAUAAGCAAUACAAGCAGGUGAAGAAAGAGAAACGCCGGCAAGCUAUUACUCAUUAGAUGGCAUUUCCAAUUGACAUUCUUUAGUUCAUCUAAAACCAACAUGCUCUUUAGUGUAUGCUAUUCCUCUUUUGGGGACUGUUAGCUAUUUGGCUUCUAUGUUGAGUUAAGAAACCUUGUAAUCAUUUGGGGUGGCUGAGAGAUUGUUUGGGAGAAGUGGUGGAACAAUGAGAAUAUGUAGCAACCCAUAUAUUAUUUCUUCUACAAUGGAAUUAUUUUCUUCUGUUGCAAGCUGGGAAGAUAAAAAAUUGCAUG